AUUUCUGUCCCCAAAAUGGCGAACAUGGCCGCUUCGUCUGUGGUGGCUGCAGCCGCAGCUGCCGCCGCAAACAGAGACCCAGCGGUGGAUAGAUCGUUAAGAUCCGUGUUUGUUGGAAACAUUCCGUAUGAAGCCACAGAGGAGCAGCUGAAAGACAUAUUUUCUGAAGUCGGACUUGUUGUCAGCUUUAGGUUAGUAUACGACAGGGAGACAGGAAAGCCGAAGGGAUAUGGCUUCUGUGAGUACCAAGACCAGGAGACAGCCCUCAGCGCCAUGCGCAACCUGAACGGGAGGGAGUUCAGUGGUCGGGCUCUCAGAGUUGAUAAUGCUGCUAGUGAGAARAACAAGGAAGAGCUUAAAAGUUUGGGAACAGGAGCCCCCAUUUUUGAGUCUCCUUAUGGAGAUAGUGUUAGUCCAGAGGAGGCUCCAGAGUCCAUCAGCAGAGCUGUGGCCAGUCUGCCUCCUGAGCAGAUGUUUGAGCUCAUGAAGCAGAUGAAGUUGUGUGUGCAGAACAGUCCCCAGGAGGCGAGGAACAUGCUGCUGCAGAACCCUCAGCUGGCCUACGCUCUGCUGCAGGCGCAGGUGGUCAUGAGGAUCGUCGACCCCGAGAUUGCCUUGAAAAUGCUCCACCGUCAAACGGCAGUGCAGCCAUUGGUUCCCAGUGGACAGGGUGGAGCAGCACCACCUCCGGUCAACCCCGCACCUCCCGCUCAGCCCAGCGUCCCCGUGUCGCAGCCUCAGCCUGUGCCUGGGAUGCACGUUAAUGGAGCCCCUCAGAUGAUGCAGCCACCCACCAUGGGUGUUGUCCCCGGGCAAAUGCCAGUACCAGGACCGGGACCAGUACCAGGACCUGGACCUGGACCUGGACCCGGACCUUCCACUAUACCAGUGGGACCUCCAGGAAACCUGCAGCAUUCUCCUACAGGACCGGCCGGUCCRACCGCCAUCGAUCGGCCUCCAGGUCCAGGCGGGAUCCCCCACAGAGGGCUUCUGGGAGACGGUCCCAACGACCCCAGAGGAGGAAGUAUGCUGGGCGUCACCGAUGUCAUCGACCCCAGCCGCCCCUACAUGGCAGCUCCGCCCCCUCACCAAGCCCCACCCGUCCACAUACCAUCCAUGGUAGGUGGACCCCCGCCAGACAUGAGGGGACCCCCAAUGGGUGAGCCACGAACCAUGAUGGUGGAUCCACGAGGACCACCGAUGAUGGAGCCUCGGGGGCCGCCGAUGGAAGCCCGAGGCCGCGAUCCGAGGGCCAUGGAUGCUCGCGGUCCAGUGACGGGUCAGAGGCUCRCCAUGGUGCCAGGAAUGCAAGUUCCUGUUCCUCACAUGGGUCCAAACGCUCCUCCACCCGUCAGACCGGGUCCUGGUCCUGGGAUGUCCGGCGUCCCCCCAUCAGGAGGUGGUUUCAGUCCAGGACAGAGUCAGGUGUCCACACAAGACCAGGAGAAGGCGGCCCUGAUCAUGCAGGUCCUCCAGCUGACCCCAGAACAGAUCGCCAUGCUGCCCCCAGAGCAGCGGCAGAGCAUCCUCAUCCUCAAAGAGCAGAUCCAGAAAACUGCCAGCGGCGCUCCUUGAGUCGGACUGAGGUCACAAGUCCCCCUGAUCCACCUGCCUGAGCAGACCUGAAGGCAUCUAAUCCUAAUCUGGAUUAUUGUUUAUAUACUUUGUAAUAAAACAUUAAAGUUAGUUUGUUUAAGAGGAUUGUGCUCUGAAACAGUCAUAGUCUGAAUCUUUUUUCUUUUUAGUGUCGUAUAAAAUCUGUCAUUAAAACUUUCUUUAAACA
This is a messenger RNA of Austrofundulus limnaeus, 1783 nucleotides long. It is a transcript of the gene cstf2, whose product is annotated as cleavage stimulation factor, 3' pre-RNA, subunit 2. Gene Ontology annotation, biological process: mRNA 3'-end processing. Bases 16 to 1575 code for a protein of 519 amino acids. The transcript is spliced from 14 exons. Gene Ontology annotation, cellular component: mRNA cleavage and polyadenylation specificity factor complex. Gene Ontology annotation, molecular function: mRNA binding. The record is from RefSeq and is a predicted model, not a curated record. Lineage: Eukaryota; Metazoa; Chordata; Actinopteri; Cyprinodontiformes; Rivulidae.